GGAGGUCAGUGCUCUGGAGUGUGAGAUCCAGCUGCUGAAAAACCUGCAUCACGAGCGCAUUGUUCAGUACUACGGAUGUCUGAGGGAUCACAAUGAGAAGACCCUCACUAUUUUCAUGGAGUACAUGCCGGGGGGUUCAGUCAAAGACCAGCUGAAGGCAUACGGGGCCCUGACGGAAAAUGUGACCCGUAAAUACACGAGACAGAUCCUGGAGGGGAUGUCCUAUCUGCACAGCAACAUGAUCGUACACAGGGACAUUAAAGGUGCCAACAUCCUGCGGGAUUCAGCGGGCAAUGUGAAGCUUGGAGAUUUUGGCGCCAGCAAGAGGCUUCAGACCAUCUGCAUCUCUGGCACCGGCAUCCGCUCAGUGACCGGCACCCCCUACUGGAUGAGUCCGGAGGUGAUCAGUGGAGAAGGCUACGGCAGGAAGGCCGACGUCUG
This is a messenger RNA of Paralichthys olivaceus (Japanese flounder), 441 nucleotides long. The record is from RefSeq and is a predicted model, not a curated record. NCBI's taxonomy places the organism in Eukaryota, Metazoa, Chordata, Actinopteri, Pleuronectiformes, Paralichthyidae.